Messenger RNA from Cladocopium goreaui, 3951 nucleotides. The record is from the annotation of a GenBank genome assembly. Lineage: Eukaryota; Dinophyceae; Suessiales; Symbiodiniaceae.
AUGCAAGCUUCUCCGGCGCAGAAGAGAGAUGCAGCAAACAGCAUCUUCUCAGCUUUGAGUGCCGUGGCCAAAACCACUGAGGGAGAUGACCAGGUUCAAGAAAAGACUGGCACAAAACGGAAAGAACCGGAGCCGGAAGAAGAUGUGCCGAUGGGCCUCUUGCCGGUCGAAGAAGAGCCCCUCGACUGGCAGGUGCGAUUGCGAAAGCUGACGCAUGCCAGCUCAGCGCUGGCACCCAUGACUUUGGAUACGGUCUUCAAGUGGAUCAAAGAAGCCGUUGAGGACCCGGAUGCAGCUUUGUCCCGUGAUGUGAUCCGAAAGGGUGUGGCUGAACUUCAGCGCCGGGUUUCGAAAGGGGAACCUGUUUCAGAGGCCUUGUUUCGAUCAAAGCACGAUCUCAUCAACAAGUUGAAGGAAUCUGGCUUAGCUGAUCUGGCAGAGGAGGUGGACAUUGCAAUGCGAGCGUCUCAAUUGGCCAAAGGAUUUGCCAGAAACGUUCAGCAGGCCUGUCUUGAUGGCCAGACCAUGGAGUCUAUGGACCACUAUGUCAAGACAGUGGUAAGGGGCUGUGAUCGCAAAGGGUGGAUGAUGCGUCGCGUCUUUAUUCAUCACUUGAGUCAAGUUGCUGCCCGAAGCCUCAAAGCAGGAGACCAAGACGCAGCUGACAAAGCUGAGCAGUCAUUGAUAGACUUUGGCACAGUGGGUGGAUGGCCUUACAUCAUUUCCUGGUUGAAGGAGACUCCAGACCCAGCGAAAUGGCCCUCUGCUGAAGUCCUUGACCAACUGGGAACGUGCUUGCCUUCACGAAGCCCUGCCCAACUCUUUGCAGCUCUCUACGCAAUUCUCUCUUCCCCCAAGCUGGGGUGCACCCCAAAGAGCCUGGUUCGCAUUGAGAAGAUCCUGGCGAGGAACGUCUCACAGGCUUUCAACCUCAGCACUGUGGAACAUUCCAUGCCUCUGAUCAAAGAGAUAGCUGCUAGUGGCCCCAUCAUCAGUGCUCGCUUCAAGACAGUUCUGAAGCUCUUGGCAGUUGCCAUGGAAGUUCGAGAAGCCAGCGGGAACUUGCAAAGUGAAACAUGGCAAAAACUCCUGGGAAAGAUUCAGGAUUUAAGGGCUGCUGUAGAUGUGAAGACAUCCAAGGGCUGGCAGCAACUGACCAUGUCGGAGGUGGACUUUGUUGAGGAGCUCAAGGCAGUAGCUGAGCGCAGCCUGAAGAUGGCUAUGGAGAAUGAAGAAGUCCUGCGACAGAAACAAGAAUUGGUUCAGCAUGGACAAGUGCAGGAGCGUUUGGAGCAGUGCCGACUGGCCGUUUUGGCAGUGGCCAAUGAAGAUGGACUAAAGGAGAAGACCAAAGCUGGCCUGAAAAUAUGUUUGAUCAAGAUGAAGAACCUACAUGAAGCCAUGCAGAAAGUAGAAGUGCCAUCACCUUUUUGUACAGAAGCUUGGAAUAUUGGCCGUGCAGCCAUUCAAGACUUCAGCGAAUCCGAUCUGAGAUGCUGCAAAGCGUUUCAAUGGCUGCGAGAGAAGAAUCUGGGAUUCUGUGUACGACUCCUCGACAGCUGCGGCCUACUGGAGCAACUUCACUUGAUCCGAGAAUCUCCGCAGAAGUUGGACAAAGUGGGACUUCCCUACCGAUGUUGUCAACUUCUGCUGGCCACAGCAGAAAAAGAUGCUUUGUCAAAGGACACCUUUGCCCCAAAGUUGGAGGAGGUCCCUGCGGGAUGGGAGCAGAACACUUCUAGACACCUGAACUUGCAGUACUUUCAAAAGGAGGGCCAGAUGCAGUGGGAAUGGCCUUUGCCUGUCAACUUGGUGCCUUGGAGGAAUGACGGCGGUGUGGACGGAUCCACUAGUGAACAGUGGCAGCAGCAGGAUGAGGACCAUGCUAUACCGGAAGCGAAACACUUUGCCCCUGACCCAUCCAGCUCAGUGACAGCUUUGGAUGACUGUCCGUACAAAGAAGGCAGCCGGUGCUUGUUAUGCUUGGAGGAUUUCGAUGACGAGCACGAAUCUUCUUCAAUGCAUGGCCAGCACAUGAAGUUCUGGAAGCAAAUCACAGAUCGCAUGGCGAUGCUCUGUUUGGACCUGGAGAAGUUACCCCAGGACGGCUAUCGUCAAAUGGGCCUGGCAUCUGCGUGGCGUGGAGAGUUGUGGCAAGCCUUGCGAGUGAGUCCAGCUCCACCGAAGAGUGUUUUGGCACCAUUCUGGCAGAGAGUCGUUCUUCGACACCUUGCUCCCGCAGAUUCAACUUCAAAGAAUGAUCGGGAAACAGCUGCUGGCUUGCAGGCCCUUUUGAAAGAGGCUCUUAAGGCCGCGAGAGGAGCGGGAAAUGAGUCCCAGGAGACGAGUCAAGAGAAGGCGGAGAAGGACAUCUCUGCUGCUGUCGCCUCCCUCGACAAGAGAGUGUCAGGUCUUACCAACAUUUCCAUCACACCAGCUGUGGCUGCGCUGAAGGAUCUUCGUUUGACUGUGAUUUCAUCUUCGUUGUACUCCAGCGACACCAGGUCAGACAUCUUGGAUCAUGCCUUGAAGGCCCUGCGACAGGCUGAGGCUGCCAUUGAGCAGUUCUGCAGUCAGCCAGCCUUCCAUGUGGUGGUCCAAUCCUGGCUGGAAGAGAAGAGGCUGGAAAGUUGCCUUCCUCUCCUUUCCCAUAGAGGAGUUCUGACUGCGAUCGCAAAGGGCGAAGCUGUCAAGGCCGAUGCUGCACAUGGCCUUCCCACGCACUUCUCUGAGACGCUUUCUGAGGCAUGGCAUUCGGAGGGUGCAUUGCGGCUUCUACGUCCAAGACGAUCACCUCCAGAUGAUUGGGAAUUGGUUUUCUCGCGCAGCGUCGGCCUGUUCUACUAUUGCCACAAAACCAUCGACGGUCGAGCUCAAUGGCCAUACCCUGCUUUGGCUGAAAAUGAAACCAAGGGUAGUCUUGCAAAAGUGCCCAACAUCCUUGACGAGUGGACCAGGGGGAAACCAGUGGCUGGCAAUGCGCUCUAUGCAGAGAUCGCCUCUAAAGGUGAGCCGAUCUGUUUGUUGUGCAAAGGUCAGGGACUGGAACACUUUGCAAGUGCUGGCCACUCUGAAAACAUUGCCAUUUGGUCUUCGAUUCAGAGUCGCCUUUCAGAAGUUGAACACGGCCUGAACGUGCAGUUAACGCUAGUCACUUCUGCAAGCUCUUUGACAUCCUUUGAAAUGGCAGCCUUGACAAAGGCAUGGCUUCAUGAGAUUCAGCACACGACUUUAGAACCUGCAGAUUCCGAUGAUGCGAGGAAGCAGCAGGUGAGCCGCGUCUUUUGGCAUCUCCUUCUGGCUCCCUGGUCUCAAAAAGCCACGCAGCUAGUGCAAGUGCAACAGGAACUCAACAGAGCUCUCACCAUGGCGGGUUUACAGGAGCCAAAGUGGUCUGAAUUGGAGUGGCAAGCUCGCGUGCCUCCUCAACCGCAUGUGGACUUUCCAUGGCCGAGAGUGUCGAAACUGAAGCUUCCCCAAUCCACACCUUCGGAGGUCUAUGAUGCUCUUAGUGCUCAAGCUCUGAAGAGUGAAGGAAUCACUGCCAAGGCAGAUGGUACACUGUGGUGUACUUAUUGCGACAAAGCUGUGAAGCAACUCUCUGCUCAUCUCAAUCGCAUUUUCCCAGAGGCCAUGCAGCACAUCGAGAAUGGAAUUGCCGUGAAGGCGGUGGUGGCCAAAUUGAAAUCUGAAGGCCAUCAAAUGCGCUGUGAAGGCUUGGUCCUCUCCAAGCGACGUUUUCAUUGCAGUUUGUGCAACACCUCUGGCAAUUGGAAGUGGAUUUGUGAUCACAGAUCCGCUCCAUCUCACAGAGAUGCGUACAAUGUUUUCCUGCAAAGCUCCUCUCCAGCAGCUGCUCAAGUUCAGAUCAACAACAAGAAGUUCAAAGAGGCCGAGCUGGUGGCCUGGAAAAAAGCCAUGGCCAUGGACCAAGCGAUGGACAAAGACUGA